Phycodurus eques (leafy seadragon) is the source of this 3828-nucleotide messenger RNA. RefSeq names its product protocadherin alpha-C2-like. The record is from RefSeq and is a predicted model, not a curated record. Lineage: Eukaryota; Metazoa; Chordata; Actinopteri; Syngnathiformes; Syngnathidae. Gene Ontology annotation, cellular component: plasma membrane. The transcript has a single exon. Gene Ontology annotation, molecular function: calcium ion binding. Gene Ontology annotation, biological process: homophilic cell-cell adhesion. Bases 1 to 2610 code for a protein of 869 amino acids.
AUGAGGCCGACGCGUCAUCGCUCCUCACUGGCGGAUGUAAAACUUGUCAUCGGCUGCGGCUUCGACACGCAGUCACUCGGUUGUAUGCGGCGAGAAGGACAAGCGCGUUUGCCUCCAGCUGGAGAUUCGGGUUGUUGCCGGAGAUGCAAGCGUCGGAUGCGCUUCACUAGCCGGAUUGUUGUUUAUUGUGCAACGAUGAGGGCGGAGGAGUAUUUGUGGAUUCCCGUCGUCGUUGUGCUUCUCCUUUGUCGUGCAUCUGCUUCGCAAUUCUCUUACUCCGUUUCCGAGGAGAUGAACAAAGGCGCGGUGGUGGGGAAUAUCGCCAAGGAUUUGAACCUCGAUUUGCAGGAGCUGCACAACCGAGACCUGCGUAUUGUGUCAAGUUACAGUAAGAAAUACAUUGACGCAGAUCUUGGGACGGGGAACCUCUUUGUUCACGACAAAAUAGACCGGGAGGAGCUUUGUCCCAACGCGGCGCAAUGCUUUGUGAGAAUGCAGGCGGUGCUGAGCAACCCGAUGAGCGUGCACCGCAUUGACGUCAAUGUUUUAGAUGUCAACGACAACUCGCCGACGUUUGAGGAACAAUUGCACACCUUAAAGAUAUCUGAGAACGUAGCACCCGGAGAGAGAUAUUUCCUCCCAGAAGCAGAGGAUUCGGACACGGGAAGCAAUUUAGUCAAGACGUAUGAAUUGAGUCCAAAUGAGCAUUUUACGCUGGAUGUGCAGAGUGCUGGAAAACACGGCGUGUCUGCAGAGCUGGUGCUGCGCAAAUCUUUAGAUCGAGAGAAAGAGCCUGUUCAUGAGCUCACGCUCACCGCUGUCGAUGGAGGAAAACCGGCUAAAUCGGGCACGUUACAAAUCAAAGUCGUGGUCAUGGAUGUGAACGACAACACGCCCGUUUUCAGCAAGUCGCUUUACAAAGUGCGUGUGAGUGAAAACGCUGCACUGGGAUCAUUUGUGAUCAAAUUAAACGCAACGGAUAUCGACGAAGGCACGAACGGCAAGAUCACGUAUUCUUUCAUUCAACGAGGCAACAAUGACCCGUCAAACGUUUUCAAUCUCAAUUGGGAAACGGGAGAAAUCACCGUGAAAGGUGCUUUGGAUUACGAGGAGACUCCUGCUUAUGAAGUCAGGAUCCAAGCAAUGGAUCGAGGCGCCGUUCCUCGUAGCGCGCAUGCUAAACUCCUCAUCGAGAUAAUUGAUGUGAACGACAAUGCCCCCGAAAUCACGGUGACGUCGCUGAUGACGCCGGUCAAGGAAAACGCAGAAUCGGGGACAAUCGUCGCUUUGGUUACCGUGAGCGAUAAGGAUGCUGGGAACAACGGUGUAGCCAACUGUCAGGUGGGCGGAUCUGUUCCCUUUAAGUUCAAUUCCAACUACAACAAUGAUUAUUCUUUAGUAGUUGACGGAGCACUAGACAGAGAAAACGCCUCCCUGUAUAAUGUGUCCAUCAUAGCCACUGAUGAUGGAAGUCCACCUCUGUCCACGAGAAGAAUAAUUACCGUUCACGUUUCUGACGUUAAUGACAAUGCGCCUCGAUUUAGGGAACCUGUCAUGAAUGUGUAUGUCAAAGAAAAUAGUCCAAUAGGAUAUUCUCUUUGCUCCAUAAAAGCAGCUGACCCGGAUUUGGGCCAAAAUGCUCAAUUGUCAUACACACUGUUAGAUAGUCAUCCCAGGAAUAUUCCAAUUUCAUCACUUCUCAACAUCGACUCGGAGAGCGGCGACAUCGUCACUUUGCAGUCGUUCGACUACGAGACGCUCAAGACGUUCGAGUUCAAAGUCCAGGCCGCGGACCGCGGCGUUCCUCCGCUCAGCGCCGAGGUGAGCGUCACCGUUUUUAUCCUGGACGAGAACGACAACAGUCCCGGCAUUCUGCCGCCCUAUUCCGAGCACGGCUCGGCCAACGGCGAGAGCGUCCCCUUUUCUGCCGAAGCGGGAUACUUCGUGGCGAAGAUCAGGGCCGUCGACGCAGACUCGGGAUACAACGCGCUGCUCUCCUAUCGCCUGUCCGAGCCCAAAGGCGGCGACGACGGGCUCUUCCGGAUCGGAAGCGGCACCGGGGAGAUUCGGACCAAGAGGAGAAUGAGUGACGAUGACCUGAAAAGUCACCCCUUGGUGGUGUUGGUGUGUGAUCACGGAGAAGCCUCCCUGUCAGCUACUGUGUCUAUUGACGUGCUGGUGCUGGAAAGCGCAGCCGACGUCCGCGCUCCGUUCAGACACGUGCCCGGAAAGGAGGAGAGCUUCUCCCGUUUCCACUUGUAUCUGCUCAUCGCCAUCGCGGCCGUGUCGCUCGUCUUUCUGCUCGGCCUGCUGGCUUUCGCGGCCCUCAAAUGCCGCGGACGGACGGACGGCGCCCCGACGAUCGGCGCCCGCCCCGACGGGAGCCGGUCUUACUCCAAAGCCACUCAGCAGUAUGACGUGUGUUUGGGCUCGGACACGCUCAAGAGCGACUUGGUGCUCUUCCCCUCGGCCUUUCCGCCGGGGGAAGCGGAACUCAUCAGCAUUCACGGCGGGGACACCUUCGGCAGGACUCAGACUUUGCCUCAUACCGAGAAGGUAGGCUGGCAAUUUGUAUAUUUUGUUCCGUAUACGCGACUGCCUCUAGUCUGACAGUUAAUAGCGACAUAUAAACUAUAAACAAGUAACAACACAGUUGCUGAUAUCAAACUUCCCCAGUAGUUGUGACAACAUUUUGCUCGUCUCAAACAUGUCUAAGCACAAGAAUCAUGCUUACAAUCGUCAAAUAAUCAUAAUCUAUCACAGAUGGAGGAUCCAAUUUGAUUUUCCUCUGCAUUUUGCACUCACGCUGUAGACUGCUGUAAGCUUGCUAUAAACCGGCUGGUGUCGGUUUCACACGAAGGCCUUGUGUGUUCCCUGUAAUGUUGGCGCGACUCUGGUCGUCUCUGUGGUCCUGAAUUUCCAUUCUUUGCUUUACAUAAGCACUCAUUUUCUACUUGGCGGUGGGAAACAGCAACUCAAAUGUCACUGUCCGUGGUGCCGGACUUGCUGUUGGUACACUUUUGCGACUUCUUCAUCUCAUGUAUCAGAUUGGGAAUCGAUCCAUCAAUUUCGUAUCUACCGCUGGGCGGUCCCGUUCAGAGCGGCGGGGAGCUGGAGCCGAUGCCAGUUUACGACAGGCGAACGGCGGACUGCCCCAUUGACUGGGCAUCGGUCGAUCGCAGUCACACCGUCACUGAGUGGGAACUGAAACCACACCGGCUGAAGUCAGGGGAGGGAAGAUUUACAGGAGCGUCAAACUCAUUUUUGUCACGGGUCGGUACGGUUUCCCCCCAGAGGGCCGUUGUGGCUGUGGAACCAUGAAAUAAACGUUUAACCGCCUCAUUCUGCGUUACAUAUACACAACAAACUGAUGGAUCAGUGGUUCUGAAAUCAGAACGAAGUCAGGGAUAAUAGUUGGUUCAACUUUUUAUUCACGUUACUGUAAAAAGGUGGUUGGUAACCAAAGAAUGCUUGCAUUUUAUCAACGGAUGUAUUUAUGACACAUGGGAAUUUGACUUUUUGGCACAGGUUUUCACAAGAAUCAGAAAAGUUGCCGCAAAUGAUUUGCUCAUGCGGCCCACAUAAAACGAUGCGGUGGGCCGGAUGUGGCCCCCGGGCCUUGGGUUUGACACUGACAAUUUACACCAUCGGUAAUUCCAAAUUAAGUGUGAUAAUUAUGAUUAUACGUUGCAGUCGUAGUAGCAGUAAGAGUAACGUCAGAAUUGAUACGUUUGUUUGUUUUGUUUGGUGUCAACAACAUGGGAAGAAGUUAGUUUUAAGUUUAUAAACAGUCGUUUUUUGGGGGUUCUGAAUAUGUUAUUCAUGAAA